AUUUCCUAAUUACAAACAUUAAAUUAUAUAUACUAUGUGCUCUUGUAGUGUCAUUAAACAAAACACACUUUAUAACACAAACACACAUUUAUAUCGCUUACGACGCAUACGACACACUUAAAAAAGAAACAAACGCAUAUAUGUAUUGUUAUUUUGCUCCGCUGUAAAAAUGUUACACACGCGACUGGCUGACCACUUCUUUCCUAGGUGGGUCAUUUUGUUCAUGGGCAUCACAGUUACCUGUGCACCGGCUGAUUGACACGACAGGUAUGUCGCUGAUGACCCAUUUUCAGGGAAAAUGAUUUGUUUUCGGCUCGACUUGAAAACACUGCGAGGAUUAGAGUUUUUAUCUGUGGCCGUGUAGAAUUCUGAGGUUGGAUUUAUUCCGUGCUGUGACGUGACUCACCGAUUACCAAUAUUCGACCGGAGAUCCCCUGCCAGGAUGGAGGGUUUUCCCACUGCGUUUAUUUUAGCCAGACGUGAGGACGUGAUCAGCAACCCCGACGUCUUGUUUCGCCUCGUCAUACCGACGUCCACGAAGGACGGGGUACAGUCGGCAGCCGGCCUCGUCAACGUCCUACCACAGCGAAGAGUUUAUCGUAUGCAGACGGCGAAUGAAAUCGAAUUGUUCAAGCGUGAAUUAUUGAGACGCCCCCUGGUGUUACAGCCAGUAUGUCAUACCGGGGUUGGAUGUAACCGUGGAGGCAUGUCGUGUGGAAUGUGUUACACUGACGUUAACUGGGUUCUGCUGAUCAACCAAACGCACCCCAAGGUCCUCGGUCGUCUACAGAUGGGGAUAGAUGCAGCCAAGGGCGCCAUGAGCAGAGGGGAUCCAUUUGUCCUACAGUACAAUUUUGGCACGUUGCUGGAGCGAAUCCACCAAGAGCUGUUCCAAGAGUAUGACGUAGUGACCCACGCCGAGUGGGACUUUGCCGAACUGACCGUCAAGUACCCCGGCAGGAUCGGAGAGAUGCCCAGACUGAGCACUCUCGACCCCAGGACUCUGCUUAACCAGUACAUGCCCGAGUGCAGGGAACUGACAUUUGAUUUUGCUGACCUGGAAGCUGAGGAAGUCGGACUGGUUGACAAUAAGUCAGGUUUCGUCGUAAGCAGACCAAUUGAACCUGUUUUGGAAGAGGAAAUCCGAACACUUCUUCCUGGCUGGACUGUCAACGAAAUCUCCCCGCUGGACAACAUCGGCGAGAAGGUUCCCGCGACAUACAGCUACGCACAGGCCGGCCGGCUGUACGAGAGUUUCCGCAAGAAAAACAGACACAGACCGCCCAACAGAAACAACAGAGUGGAGUCCCCUAGAGCAGAAGCAAUUGAAAUGACUGAUGUCCAUUUACCGGCGUCAGGUGACCGAAUCGACAACCCGGGUGCCGUGGGGUCAGCGUCAGCGUCAGGAGCGUACCAGUACGGACCGAGUUAUUACGACAGCAUUCCACAGAGUGAAUUCAGUUCAGAAAAACUGAACGGUAUUGGCCUGUGCGACGGUGACCGUCUACAUCACAGAGACAGCGACCGAUCCCAGUCGACGAUAGCCAGCUCGGGACCCGCCGACAGCGGCUACGCGGGCCAUGACAGUGACGGAUUCGGUGACGUGGCUAACGGACACCGGAAGCCGUACCACGUGCCAGACCCUUACAGCAAUCUGGGGCCCAAUGUGAAAAGUAACAGGUACGAAAACGUGCACGUGAACAUGGGGUACCAACAUGAUGAGGACGCGGAAAGAGAGGCCUUAAAGAGGCACAGCGAGUAUGUGGCAAAGAUGCUGCAAGGGAACGGACCGCACGGUGAGCCGGCUGUGAACAGACCGUACAGUCGAUACGACUCUCCCAGCAACGGCUACGUGGCAACAGAGGUGCAGGUGCACUCCCCGCAUGGGAAAUCAUUGCAAGGACCCCACGAUGGGUACACCACUUCCAGGAACGGGUAUGGGGACGAAAGGGCGCAAGUGCAUUCGCCACAUGGUGGACAGUAUACGCGAGAGCCCCAUGGUGGUUAUGCUCCUACCACCAACUACCGAGGUAAUGACCUGGCUACAGGUCCAAAGGCCAUGCCUCGGAAGAGUCGGACACACAGAGCGCCAGUAGAUCUAGCAGGGGCUGGCGGGUCACCAGACUAUAGAAAUGGCAUGCAUCAAACACUGGAAGCAACCCAAGUGUCUGAAAGUUUUAUUUGAACAAGAUUCUGUAUGUGGCUACAAGCAACCCCAAGUGUCUUAAAGUUUUAUUUGAAUAGGAUUCUAUGUGUGGCAACCAGCGCCCCGUUCCACGAAGCGAUCUUAACGCUAAGAUCACCUUAAUGCAUAAGGUAGUUAUGUGCUUAAGGUGAUCAUAGCUCUAAGAUCGCUUCGUGGAACGUGGCCCAGAUCGAAUGUUUGAGUCUACUGUGGUGUCUAGUGAUAUUAUUCGACUGUAUUUUAUUACGUCUGCGCCAGGCAGGGAAGAUGUGGGGUGAUGUAAUUUUGUUCAACUAUGAUGUCCCUUCUGGAAAACAAAUCAAAUGUUUAGUUCUGGUAAUGUGUCUAAAAAUGUUAGUCUACUUUAUUUGGUAUUUUGUGUGUGCGUCAUAAAAUGUCAAGAAUGGAAUGCGUAUUGAUUCUCAUUAACAAAUGUCAACUCUCCACUUGAUUCUGAAGUGAUCUGUGGACACGCCGUUUCAUCUGGUGUCGUCUUACCUUUGAUGUACCACACUGAUACUUUAAUAUCCACCAUGUUCUUCCAGGGCGAGUCAUUGCACUAGAUUAAAUCUUAAUCAUACAUGUCGAGGGAUGACAACCAAGGCCCGUGAUUUUAAACCUUUUAGAGUCUAGACUCAAACAUCUAAUUCAGUACAUCAUCUGUAUCACAUUAAAGUGUCAGACUCUGUUGGAGUCUUGAGUCUUAGACUCUACACGUUUUAUAAGCAUCAGACCAGAACUGGUUAUGUCCAGUCUUUGCAAGAAUGAGGGUAGUUCCCUAUUUGUAUUUCUUUCUUUUUUAAUUUAAUUUUGUAUUAUUAUUAUUUGUGGGAUGGGGCCUGAACAUUCAUUUAUUAGCUAUAUAAUUUGAAUAAACAAAUACUUCGAGGUUCCAUUUAAUACGAUCUGGUUGUUCGUUUUAGAGUGAUGUAAGACAGUAAUUUUUUAAAUAUGAACCAAACAGAUAUCUUAUCAUCUUUGUUGUGCCAUGGUGAAAUGUAAAAUAUGAACAUUGAAAUCCAGUCGUCGUCAGUUCUGAUCCGUGUAUAAAUAUCAAUUGGUGACAAGCCUUCGAUAAUUUCAGUCAUGUCAAUCGUUUUAACAUGGGUAUGGGUUGUUCUCCUUAGUUAGUGCUCAGAAGGACGUUUACCGGCAGGUCUUUCAGUCAGGCGUUAAUGUAUACUUCAGUACUGUGAUUUAAUUACGGAUUUCCAAAUAUAUGGCGUAAGGCACCUUUCUAUUUGUUCUGUUCAUUGGCAUUGUGAUGAUAAAUGAAACGAAACACAUACACACACACACACACACACACACACACAGACACAGAGAGAGAGAGAGAGAGAGAGAGAGAGAGAGAGAGAGAGAGAGAGAGAGAGAGAGAGAGAGCGAGCGCGAGGGAGGCAGGCAGGCAGGCAGGCAGGCAGGCAGAGGCAGAGGCAGAGGCAGAGAUAGCACACACACAUCAUGCAUUGGCCAACAAUAGCCUUUUUCGUCUGGAGUGUUGUUUAUGGAUUGUGUUUACCUAUCUGCAGUUAUGUCUUCGUUAUCUUGAUUUUGUUUACCUAUCUGCAGUUAUGGCUCGGUUAUCUUGAUUUUGACAUAAUGAAAUCCACGAAGCAUGUUUCAUUCACAGUUUAUCUUGUUUUAGUAUUUUACCUUAUUUUGUUUUUAAUGUUAUCUUGUUUAAAAAAAUAUUGUCUGUGCUACUUUUUCUAUUCACUAUAUGUAUAUAUGCUUGGAAAUAACAACGGACAUUUGAGGUAGGAUCAUAAUAUAUUCAAAGAAACAUACGGCUGAAAUAAACCAAGUGUACAUUUCAGUUAAAAAUUAAAUAUAUAUUUUUAUACUUAAUAGUGAUUGAAUGUGUUAUAUUUGUAUAUAUUUAACUGUGAUGAAAUGUAAAGUAAAACAAUACGUAAAUAGUUGUUAGUUGCAUUAGUUUGGACAACAGUUAGAGAUGUACAUGUAUAUAUAGAAAUAGUUUUACUAGUUACAUACUAGUUAUAUAUUUAAAAUACUAUAUUUUA
Molecule: messenger RNA, 4209 nt
Organism: Gigantopelta aegis
Lineage: Eukaryota; Metazoa; Mollusca; Gastropoda; Neomphalida; Peltospiridae
Exons: 7
Coding region: 443-2185 (580 amino acids)
Source: RefSeq, a predicted model, not a curated record